Zygosaccharomyces rouxii is the source of this 1032-nucleotide messenger RNA. It is a transcript of the gene IFA38, whose product is annotated as ketoreductase. Gene Ontology annotation, molecular function: ketoreductase activity. Lineage: Eukaryota; Fungi; Ascomycota; Saccharomycetes; Saccharomycetales; Saccharomycetaceae. The coding region runs from base 1 to 1032 and encodes 343 amino acids. Gene Ontology annotation, biological process: fatty acid elongation. The transcript has a single exon. The record is from RefSeq and is a predicted model, not a curated record. Gene Ontology annotation, cellular component: endoplasmic reticulum.
AUGUUGUUUGUUGACGAAUUGCAAGCUGUCGGCGCCAACUGUAAAUGUGCCAACUAUUUCCUAUGGACUGCAUUUGGCUUUGGUAUUAUUAAAUUGACUACAUUUGUUUUAAGGUUUUUGUCCUUGAUAUUUGAUAUAUUCCUAUUACCUUCAACGGAUUACUCCAAAUAUGGUGCCGGUAAAGGUUCAUACUGUGUGAUUACAGGUGCCAGUGAUGGUAUUGGUAAAGAAUUUGCACGUCAAAUGGCCGCUAAAAAAUUCAACCUUUUGUUGGUCUCUAGAACUUUGAGUAAAUUGGAAGCCUUACAAGAGGAAUUGCAAAAAGAAUUUGGUGUCACCGUCAAAACUUUGGCAUUUGACGUUUCACUUGAUCAAAAUUCUAACUAUCUGUCCCUGCAAAAAAUCUGUGAUGAAUUACCAGUGACGGUUUUGAUCAAUAACGUUGGACAAUCACACUCUAUUCCAGUUCCAUUUUUGGAGACAGAAGAAAAAGAAUUGAGAGAUAUCAUUACCAUUAACAAUACCGCAACCCUUUUGAUUACGCAAAGUGUGGCUUCAAGCAUUGUUCGUCAAGCAUCAAAGGGUCAUACAAAGGGAUUAAUCUUGACCAUGGGAUCCUUUGGUGGAUUGAUCCCUACACCAUUGUUGGCAACUUACAGUGGAUCCAAGUCUUUCUUACAGAACUGGUCAAAUGCCUUAGCCGGUGAAUUGAAACCUGCCAACGUGGAUGUUGAAAUUGUCCUUUCCUAUUUGGUCACCAGCGCUAUGUCAAAGAUCAAACGUAGCUCUGCAAUGAUUCCUAGCCCCAAGAAUUUCGUCAGAUCAACCCUCUCUAGUGUUGGCCAUCGUUCUGGGGCUCAGGAAAGAUUUGCUAGUUUAACUCCGUACUGGUCACAUGCUCUAUACCAUUUCGUUAUUGAGGAAACACUCGGUGUCUAUUCUAAGAUGGUUAACUCCAUCAACUACGGAUUCCACAACUCAAUUCGUCAAAGGGCCAUUCGCAAGGCUCAAAGACUAGCUAAAUCUCAGUAG